This is a messenger RNA of Saprolegnia diclina VS20, 402 nucleotides long. RefSeq lists its product as hypothetical. The transcript is spliced from 2 exons. NCBI's taxonomy places the organism in Eukaryota, Oomycota, Saprolegniomycetes, Saprolegniales, Saprolegniaceae. Bases 1 to 402 code for a protein of 133 amino acids. The record is from RefSeq and is a predicted model, not a curated record.
AUGAAGCUCACAGCGUGCUUCGCGGUCCUCGGAUGGGCCCUCGCCAUGGAGCUCCUCGACUGCGGGCCGACGACGCCACCGACGGCUGGCUGCAGCUGCCGGCCGACGACGACGACCCUCGCGCCGACGACCGAUCUGCCGCCCCUCCCGGCGCCGGGAGCGACGACGGCUCCCCCACGCUCGCCCUUGCCAGCGCCCGGAGCGACGACCGCGCUCGGUGAAUGCUACGACACCGAUCCCUCGACCCGCGACGACGAACGCAUCGACGAGCCCUGGACCAUCCACAGCGCAACCAACGCGAGUUCGGACGAAGACACCGACGCCGGGCUCGACGAACUCGUCGACAACGACAACGGGACACACGAGCCCGGUUCCCCUCACGACGAGCACGAUGAGCGCUAG